Messenger RNA from Ostrinia furnacalis (Asian corn borer), 1151 nucleotides. RefSeq names its product armadillo-like helical domain-containing protein 3. NCBI's taxonomy places the organism in Eukaryota, Metazoa, Arthropoda, Insecta, Lepidoptera, Crambidae. The transcript has 6 exons. Gene Ontology annotation, cellular component: cytosol. The coding region runs from base 285 to 1151 and encodes 288 amino acids. The record is from RefSeq and is a predicted model, not a curated record.
GUGUCAUGCUUCGACGUCUUGUCUUGCGUCAAAAAAGUGAAAAUUGUUUCUUGUCGCAAGUUGUGUAUUUUAUUUUUUAAAUUAAAUUAAUGCUAUCAAGCUUUUAAUUAGAUGUUUUACGUUUUAUUAACUGGUUGUAUAUUUAAGUAUUUCUUAACUUGUAGCAGGAAAAUCCUCUGAGAGUUACUUUUAAAGAAGAUAUCCUGGAAUCUAUCUUGAGAUCGUAAAAAUAAUAACACAUUUUAGAAGCACGUAGAAGCACGCAGGUUUUACUGAAAUCUACAAUGGCUACAAGAAAGCGUAGUGGUUCUGGAUCAAAGAGACAUUUGAAGGAGAAAGUGGUACAGAUAUACGAGUCGUUUUUUAGAGGCGAAGACCUGACCAGUGAUAACCCCACUUUCUGGGAUGAAUUUUUCCUCCUCAAACCAAAGAUCCCUCAACUUGAAGCUGAAAUCCACAAGUUAUCAGUGGAACAGCUCAACAAUAUGAAAGAUAGUAUUAAUUUAUUAGUCACACAGUGUAUAGAAAUGCUAGGACAAGAACACCAUAUAAGGCUUGUUUAUGCCCUUCAAACAUUGAGUGCACUCCUCAUUACUAUGUACCAAAGGGCAAGUCAAGACUCCAAUGUAAACAUUAAAACCCUACUUAUAGGAACAGAGAAUGCUGAUAUGAAAAUGCAGAAGUUAUUUGAACACUGCAGUACUAUAUUGUCAGGUGAUGUGCCUGAGAGCUUGAAAUCAAUGGUAUUGAAGUUAUUGCUGAUAAUAGCCACUGGGCUUGACAACAUUGAUGACAAUGUCUUGGUUGAUUAUUUAAUGCAAAAUUCCUUAUUUGAGCCAUUAAUCCAAUUACUUUGCACAUCGACUGAAAGACAACAACAUGGCUAUGAUGUUGUGAUUCUGUUAAUGUUUUUGGUGAACUACAAAAAACAGGAGUCUGCCAACCCAUAUGUAGUAAAACUAUCAAUUCUUGAUGAUGAACUGGCUUUGAAUGGGUAUGGCCAAGUUAUAACUGCAACAUUGAAUGAUUUCGUGAUGUCUGCGUUCGGCGGCUUGCAAGGCGGCGGCGGCGGAGGCUGGCUCUCCUCUUUAACCAGCAUGGUGGGAGGCAUAUUCCUAGCCAAGAACAAAUCCAAAACUUUCUGGCUCUAG